Messenger RNA from Talpa occidentalis (Iberian mole), 1970 nucleotides. Its product is annotated as forkhead box protein D4-like 6. The record is from RefSeq and is a predicted model, not a curated record. Gene Ontology annotation, molecular function: DNA-binding transcription factor activity, RNA polymerase II-specific; RNA polymerase II cis-regulatory region sequence-specific DNA binding. Gene Ontology annotation, biological process: cell differentiation; anatomical structure morphogenesis; regulation of transcription by RNA polymerase II. NCBI's taxonomy places the organism in Eukaryota, Metazoa, Chordata, Mammalia, Eulipotyphla, Talpidae.
GAUCAGGAACAGAAUCCACCAAUGAAAAUUGGUGAACAAUGAACUAGGAAAUAGGAAAACAUACUUGUGUUGUUACACAUUCUUUUACAGUCAAACACCAUAUACAUUUCAGUGCCUUUCCAGCCCCCCCCCCUUACCUCCCCUGCCACACACACACUUUCUGUCUUCGAGGAAAUAGGCCCCAAAAUCCAGGUGGCCAGAGAUUGUUAGGUGUAAUUUCCUACCUCUUUUGUUUCGGAGAUUUAAAAAGCAAGUGAACAGAGCCUAUGCAACUAUUGGCUGGUUAAAUCUGAGGAGUGGAGCAUCUUCCUAGGUGAGUGGUUGUAAGGAGGAGGAGGGUGAAGAUUAUUUCCCGUGUCAUUGUUUGCGCAGCGGACCCUCUUCAUUGGACUGCUUGUACUGCCUCCAGAGGAAGUGGGACUGCUCUGAGGUAGAGGUAUAAAGGAGAGGGGAGGGAGAAUUCAUCCCACACAGGCACUCCACGAUGCUUUACUAAAAGAUAAAGUGCAUCUUUUUUGGAGGGUAUUGGAAAGGAGGAGAAACCAGCAGAAGAAAACUCCUAAAGGGUAACCACGAGCAUUUCUGCUUCUUGGGACACUUAACCCAGGCUUCCACCCAGCCCACCAGGAACCAGGUGAGCGGCUCCACACCUCCCCUUAGUCUGCAGAACCUGCUCCUCCAUGAACAUGCCAAGAGCUGAGCGGCUUCGAGCUACCCCGCCACGCAGUCUCCGGGGAUCUGACGGGGAAGAAGGUGAGAUCGAUAUCUUGGGAGAGGAGGGAGAUGAAGACAAGGAGGCCAAGGGGAGCCCGCAGUUUCUAGAGCAGCUGCACCGGCCACAGGGGGCGCGGCGGGGCGCGGGUGCGUUUCCCCAAAAGCGCACCGCGAGCGAAGGCCCGAGCGACCCUUUGGAGUUUGGUACCAAGUUCAGGGUAACUUCCGAGUCUGCGUCGGCCUCUCGGGACGUCCCUCAGCCGGUGAAGCCCCCAUACUCUUACAUCGCGCUCAUCACCAUGGCCAUCCUGCAGAGCCCGCACAAGCGCCUCACGCUCAGCGGCUUCUGCGCCGUCAUCAGCGGCCGCUUCCCCUACUACCGCCGCAAGUUCCCGGCCUGGCAGAACAGCAUCCGCCACAACCUCUCGCUCAACGACUGCUUCGUGAAGAUCCCCCGCGAGCCGGGCCAUCCCGGCAAGGGCAACUAUUGGAGCCUGGACCCUGCCUCCCAAGACAUGUUCGACAACGGCAGUUUCCUUAGGCGCAGGAAGCGCUUCAAGCGCCACCACGCGCCGCCCGGAGCCCAGCUGCAUCACCCCUUCCCCCUGCCCGCCGCGCCCGCCGCCCUGAGCGGCCCCUACCCGAGCCUGCUGCUGGGCCCCCCGGCGCCGCAGCAUCCUAUUCCCAGGACCUAUUCCUCUGCGGCUGCCGGGUGCCACCCUUGCGCGCUGCUGCACCCUCACCCCCUUCGCUAUGUACUGCUCUCCACUCCUGCCUACGCUGACGCGCUGGAGAAAACGCAGCUAGCAGACCUGGCAUCCGCGGCGCCGUCCCGGGGCUGCAGCCCUCUCUGCGCCCCCAGCCUUGGGAGGAGGACAAGGGGCCGGCGUCACCGCCGGGAGGCGGAUGCACCUCCUUCAGCAUUGAGAGUAUCAUGCAAGGGGUCAGGAGGGGAGCAACCCGGGCUGCGCAGAGUAUGCAGCCCACGCCGACGCCGUGGGGCUACUGCCACCUGCUCCAGCACCCGUCGUGCCUGUUGCAUGCCCAGGUCAAUGCCCCCUUGCUUCACGUUUCCGCCGCCGCUGCUGCUCGAACGAUUUUGCAGCAGCAGCAGCAGCAGCAGCAGCAGCAGCAGCAGCAGCAGCAGCAGCAGCAGCAGCAGCAGCAGCAGCAGCAGCAAAACUGUGCCAGCGGCUGCCCUCCCAGUAAGGGCUCUUUGUGGGGCCAGCAGCUGUCUGCAGCUGCGAAGCUGCUAG